Messenger RNA from Betta splendens (Siamese fighting fish), 3891 nucleotides. It is a transcript of the gene gopc, whose product is annotated as golgi-associated PDZ and coiled-coil motif containing. Gene Ontology annotation, biological process: negative regulation of protein localization to cell surface. The transcript is spliced from 9 exons. Gene Ontology annotation, molecular function: transmembrane transporter binding. The record is from RefSeq and is a predicted model, not a curated record. Bases 1608 to 2942 code for a protein of 444 amino acids. NCBI's taxonomy places the organism in Eukaryota, Metazoa, Chordata, Actinopteri, Anabantiformes, Osphronemidae. Gene Ontology annotation, cellular component: membrane; trans-Golgi network transport vesicle; Golgi apparatus.
AUGUGAUAUUACUGGUUUUAGUAGAACUUGCAACACCUGCUGUAGUGAUGGCUCAGUUGAUAGAGCGUUGGCUUGGGGAGUGGAAGGUCUCAGGUUUAAAGCCCAACAGAGCACUAGCUGUGUCCUUGAGUAAGACACCUGGCACUAACUCCCAAGGCCCCACACUGUUGCUGCCCCCUGCUUCCCUCAGGGGAUGGGUAAAAAUGCAGAGAAUAAUUUCCCCAAUGUGGGAUCAAAAAAGUUCAAUUAUUAUUAUUAUGUGUGGAGGAUGUACUAGAUUAUGCACUACUGUCAUUUUUACUGCACUUAAAGUGAAAACAGAAUGGAUGGAGACUGUUUCUGAGAAUCUGGCACAGACCCACCAACUUGUCUCAGUUCUUUCUCUCCACAAUAAGGUUUGUGCCAUAGUCUGAUCAGAGUCCAGAACAUCGUGUGGCUGUAAGUAGAUGGUGGUGCUGUAGAAACAAUGAGUCACUCAUUGAGUCAAACCCAAUGAGUCACUCAUUUGUUCGAGGCAUUCUUAACCUGCUCUAAACAUCCUCAGUAAAGGCAUGAGAUGAAACUGGACAAGCAGCCAGCAAAGGUCCAGGUGCGGUGCUGAGGAGAGGUUCCAGUAUAGGGCAGAGCGCCUGGUUCACAGACACGUUGCCAGAGGAAAUGCAAGAGGAGGCUGCACCUGAACCGAACAUUAACCGAACAUCUGAGGCAGAGUGGAGCAGCAUCAGCAGACCAGUCGCCAGCUGCACUGUAUCCACACAGGAUCCAUGUGUCACCAGUCCAACUUCUCUUGCGAAGCCAACAGCAUGUUCAGUUCCUUUCCCUCCUCAGUCAGGCAUAAAGAAAUGAUAAAGACUGGACUUACUCAACUACCACCCAAACCUGCUUCUUUCCCCUGCAGCCCUGACCCUCCUCGUGCCAGCUCUCAAUAACAAGCUGAGACACAGCAAUGAGAUGUAUUUGAUAUAUUAAGUGAUGAUUUUUUUGCCAUAGUUUAAAAGGUGUUGGUUUAACGUUUGGGGAAACAACUAAAAGAACCAUUGUUAGUUUCCUUCCGUUUUUUGUUUUAUUAUUAUUAUUAUUGCACAUUCACACCAGUCGUAAUUCAGUGUUUUUUUUCCUACUGCGUGUAACAAUUUACAUAUCAGGAAGGCAUUUACUACAUUCCAUCUACCUUUCUUUACUAAAGUACAGAUAAGUUAAUUGAAGGUAAUAAAUUGUUACAUAAAAUAAUAACGCCAGCUCCGUAGUUCCUCUCUCCGUUUGUUGUCAUAACAGUUCCGUGUUCCUCCUUUCGUGUUCGUGUGCGCUGCUCUGCUAUCGAUUGCUUUCCCUGCCGCCCGUCUGUCACGCAGACGCUGCAGCUGCAGUCGGGGUCUGAUGUGUAACUUCCUGGUCGGGCUCUUCUGGACAGGAAUAACUGGACGCGGUUUGAGUCCUGUGCUACCGCAGCUCGCGCUUGUCUUCGCGGGUUAGUUCAGUGGUAGUUACGUGGGGAUUAGGGGGGACGUAUUGAAUAUAGAGUAGCCGAGGUAAGGCUCCUCGCCGUCAAAGUUAGCUAACAGGCUAACGCUAACGCUCGGGCUCUGUGGUGCUUCAAGUAGUCAGCCAUGUCCGCGUCGACAGGAUGCUCCCCGGCGGGCCAGAGCUCGGGCCUCGGACCCGGAAUGUCCAUGUUCCGGUGGCUCGAAGUCCUGGAGAAAGAGUUCGACAAGGCCUUCGUGGACGUCGAUCUCUUGCUGGGAGACAUAGACCCAGAUCAAGUCGACAUCACGUACGAGGGCCGUCAGAAGAUGACCAGCCUCAGUUCCUGUUUCGCUCAGCUGUGCCACAAAACCCAGACGGUUUUUCAGCUGAACCAUAAACUGGAGGCUCAGCUGGUGGACUUGCGUUCUGAGCUGACCGACGCUAAGGCUGAGCGGGCAGCUCUAGAGAAGGAGGUCCACGAUCAGCUCCUGCAGCUUCACACGCUCCAGCUGCAGCUCCAUGCCAAGCAAGGCCAAGCUGAGGACUCUGACACCAUUAAAGGCAGACUGCCUGCACCAACAUUGGAACUGAUGGAACAGGAGCUCGAAGCUAGUAAGAAGGAGAAGUUAGCAGAAGCUCGGCUGGAGGCUGAAGUGCGGCUCUUUAAGAAGGAGAACGAGGCCCUUCGCAGGCACAUGGCAGUACUGCAGGCCGAGGUGUAUGGAGCCCGGCUCGCUGCCAAAUACUUGGACAAAGAGCUUGCUGGCAGGGUGCAGCAGAUCCAGUUACUGGGCCGCGACAUGAAAGGGCCGGCACACGACAAGCUGUGGAACCAGCUGGAGGCAGAGAUUCACCUGCACCGCCACAAGACUGUGAUCCGAGCGUGCAGAGGACGCAACGACCCUAAGAAGCCGCUCCCCUCCCCUGUGGGGCAUGACCCAGACAUGCUAAAGAAGACCCAGGGAGUCGGCCCUAUCAGAAAGGUGGUGCUGGUCAAAGAGGACCACGAGGGGCUCGGAAUCUCCAUUACAGGUGGCAAGGAGCACGGCGUUCCCAUUCUAAUUUCAGAGAUCCAUCCAAGUCAGCCUGCGGACAGAUGUGGGGGUCUUCAUGUUGGAGACGCUAUCCUCGCUGUGAACAGCAUCAAUCUGCGAGACGCCAAACACAAGGAGGCUGUCACCAUCUUGUCCCAGCAGCGAGGACAGAUCGAGUUCGAGGUGGUGUACGUGGCUCCAGAGGUGGACAGCGACGACGAGAACGUGGAGUAUGAAGACGACAGCGGCCAUCGCUACAGGCUGUACCUGGACGAGCUGGAGGACAGCAGCACGGCGCCACCUAGCAACAGUUCCGCAUCGCUGCAGGCUCUGGAGAAGAUGACACUGAGCAACGGAGCAGAGAAUGGAGACGCUGGCAUCUCCAGUGAGACGCCCUCAGAGGAAACCCCUUCAAAAGCAGCCGAGGCCGACGGCUCCUCCUAGAGGCUCAGAGUGGGACUGUCUCAGACCCUGACCUACGGACAAGGGAAUAUCAACACAGACGUGUUUUCCCUUUUCCUCUAGAUGUGCAGGGGUGUGGCGUUGGGGUUUAGCUUGGGCAUGUGGCAAUGAUUGGGGAUGAAGCAGUGACAUUGCUUACAGUGUUUUUAGAGCAUUUAGUUGCUGCGGUUUCUGCAACUUUCUAACGACCCCGGAAGUGGUCGAACACAGAAAUUAAAUUUAAAAAAAAGUUUUUAAUGACCAUUGAUGUGAAAUUAAAAAACUCUCAACUAAUGUAUAAAUACUGUAAUAUUCUAAGGAACAUGGACGUUUGAAAGACUGAAUUUUCUUCUAGCUAUGCAUUUAACCUGACCGUUCCUUUUCUGGUAGAGCCCUCAUUUAGUUUGGUGUCUGCGAGUGUGGUGUAGAACAGGGUUGGACCGUCUUGUCCCCAACCUCUGGAAGAGGUAUCAUCGUCCUCCAGCAGGCAGCAUUCAGUAAAGCAAAGUGGACAAGGCCAUGCAGCUGUUUGAAACAGCGUCUCUUCUAACAUUCUGCCCCGAACUGUCCAAGAACUUGUAAUUACUGCAGUGACUGCAGCUUGUUAUUUUAGCGUGUGGCUGCCCUGUGCUGUGUCCUAUUAAUCAGGUGGUGGCUGUAGGGUAGAUAUUCUCUCAUGGUCCCAUCACACAGUGACACUAUGACCUCACAUCCCUGAGAACAAGCAUCUUUUCAGUGUGGGUCUUUCUUACACGUAUUCUUUUAUGUUUUGGAUUUUUAAUGACGAUUACACGUCAAAUCCUACACUCCUCUCCAGCGUCCCUGGCAGAGGCCAACACCUGAUGGCGCCCAGCUGUUUGUCAUGUGUGAAGUGCACCUCUAUGAGUAAUGUGUUUGACCUAAACCGUUUAUUUAGCCUUUAAAUAAAGUUUUCUUCUGAUUUGGUUUGUAA